Molecule: messenger RNA, 4844 nt
Organism: Nanorana parkeri
Lineage: Eukaryota; Metazoa; Chordata; Amphibia; Anura; Dicroglossidae
Gene: PPIP5K1
Product: diphosphoinositol pentakisphosphate kinase 1
Exons: 31
Coding region: 288-4583 (1431 amino acids)
Biological process (GO): inositol phosphate biosynthetic process; inositol metabolic process
Cellular component (GO): cytosol
Molecular function (GO): inositol hexakisphosphate kinase activity; 5-diphosphoinositol pentakisphosphate 1-kinase activity; diphosphoinositol pentakisphosphate kinase activity
Source: RefSeq, a predicted model, not a curated record
CCUGCAUUCUGAUUUUUAGGACUAGAAUGAGAUCACAGUAAACUCUGAAUGACUGUUGAUUAAAGAAGAUGUAUGGGUUUAUAGAGCAUCCUGAUAAAGUUGCUCGUUUUUGUAGAUAGAUUUUUUUUUUUUUUUGCAUCUCUCUACUGUACCUGUUUUUCUUGGCUGCUGUGAAACCUUUUUUGUAUUGAACCUGGAGGCCUUCGAAGUGUCUCCUUCUUUCCUCAAGAUCUCUCUGAUUUUUACGUGAUGGUUCCGAAGCGUGAUGUUAGGCCCAGUAGUUUGUGAUGUCAUCCCUGACCCCACCCUGCGAGGGCAACAGCUCGACACCCAGAUUUUUUGUUGGUGCCCGAGAUGAUGAGACAGACUUCCUGGAAUCAAACAUGAAUCCUAACGAGGUUGAUUUCUAUGAAGAAGAGGAAGAUGAGGAUGAGGAAGAUGCGCCUCCUGAACGUCAGAUUGUGGUGGGAAUUUGUGCCAUGACCAAAAAGUCCAAGUCUAAGCCCAUGACACAGAUCUUGGAGCGCCUGUGCAAGUUUGAUUACAUCACUGUAGUCAUUAUGUCCGAAGAUAUCAUCCUGAAUGAACCUGUAGAGAACUGGCCCAUUUGUGACUGUCUUAUUUCUUUCCAUUCUAAAGGAUUUCCACUCGAUAAAGCUGUUGCUUACUCAAAACUGCGUAACCCUUUUCUCAUCAAUGACUUGGAUAUGCAAUAUUACAUCCAAGAUAGGAGGGAAGUAUACCGAAUUUUGCAGCAGGAGGGAAUUGAUCUUCCUCGCUAUGCUGUACUUAACAGAGAUCCUGACAAGCCAGAUGAGUGUAAUCUAAUAGAAGGUGAGGAUCAGGUAGAAGUGAAUGGAGAAGUCUUCCCAAAGCCAUUUGUUGAAAAGCCAGUUAGCGCAGAAGACCACAACGUAUAUAUUUAUUACCCCACGUCAGCAGGAGGCGGAAGCCAAAGGCUUUUCAGAAAGAUUGGAAGUCGAAGCAGUGUUUACUCCCCAGAGAGCAGUGUUCGCAAGACGGGAUCCUACAUUUAUGAAGAGUUCAUGCCAACUGAUGGCACUGAUGUUAAGGUAUACACUGUAGGUCCAGAUUAUGCCCAUGCAGAGGCCCGCAAGUCUCCUGCUCUGGAUGGGAAAGUGGAGCGUGAUAGUGAGGGCAAGGAGAUCCGCUAUCCUGUCAUGCUCACUGCCAUGGAGAAGCUCGUAGCACGGAAAGUCUGCUUGGCAUUUAAGCAAACUGUUUGCGGCUUUGACUUGCUAAGAGCCAAUGGACACUCAUUCGUUUGUGAUGUCAAUGGUUUCAGUUUUGUGAAGAACUCCAUGAAAUAUUAUGAUGACUGUGCCAAAAUACUGGGGAAUAUAAUUAUGAGGGAGCUUGCUCCACAAUUCCAGAUUCCCUGGUCUAUCCCAACGGAGGCAGAAGAUAUUCCUAUAGUACCAACCACGUCUGGAACAAUGAUGGAGUUGCGAUGUGUAAUAGCGAUUAUCCGGCAUGGAGACCGCACCCCAAAGCAGAAAAUGAAGAUGGAGGUUCGACAUCCAAGGUUCUUUGAGUUAUUUGAACAUUAUGAUGGCUAUAAAACAGGAAAGCUGAAACUAAAGAAGCCAGAACAACUACAGGAAGUGCUUGACAUAGCAAGACUGCUGCUAUCAGAACUUGGAACGCACAGUGACUGUGAGAUUGAAGAGAGGAAAUCCAAGCUUGAACAACUGAAAACGGUCUUGGAAAUGUAUGGCCAUUUCUCUGGCAUUAAUAGGAAAGUGCAGCUGACAUAUUUGCCCCAUGGUCAUCCAAAACCAUCCAGUGAGGAUGAAGAUGCCCGGAAGGAUUCUCCAUCUCUACUGCUAGUCUUGAAAUGGGGUGGGGAACUGACACCGGCUGGGCGAGUGCAAGCAGAAGAGCUAGGACGGGCUUUCCGCUGUAUGUACCCUGGAGGGCAAGGAGAUUAUGCAGGGUUUCCAGGCUGUGGACUUCUGCGACUGCACAGCACCUACCGUCAUGAUCUGAAGAUUUAUGCAUCAGAUGAGGGUCGUGUACAGAUGACUGCUGCAGCUUUUGCAAAGGGCCUCUUAGCACUGGAAGGUGAGCUUACCCCAAUCUUGGUUCAGAUGGUCAAGAGCGCAAACAUGAAUGGACUCCUGGACAGUGACAGUGACUCCCUGAGCAGCUGUCAACAGAAAGUGAAGGCUCGUCUCCAUGAGAUUAUGCAGAAGGAUGUUGAAUUCUCCAAGGAAGAGCAAGAAAAGCUGGCCCCAACUAGCAGCACAUCUUUGCUUAACUCCAUUGAAGCAAUAAAGAACCCAGUGAAAAUCUGCGACCAAGUCUUUUCCCUCAUUGAAAGUCUUACUUCUGAAAUCCAACAGCGUCUGGAGGAUCCAAAAUCUGCAGACCUACAGCUGUAUCAUAGUGAGACUCUAGAGCUGAUGUUGCAACGAUGGAGCAAACUGGAAAGAGAUUUCCGAAUGAAAAAUGGUCGUUAUGACAUAAGCAAGAUUCCCGACAUUUAUGAUUGUGUCAAAUAUGAUGUUCAGCACAACAGCAGCCUAAACAUGGAAGGAACAGAUGAGCUUUUUAAACUCUCCAAAUCAUUGGCAGAUGUUAUAAUUCCACAGGAAUAUGGCAUUAAUAAAGAGGAGAAACUGGAGAUUGCAGUUGGAUACUGUCUUCCUCUCAUUAAUAAGAUCCAACUAGACCUGCAGAGAACCCAUGAGGAUGAAUCUGUAAACAAGUUGCACCCGCUCUAUUCCAGAGGAGUUCUGUCUCCAGGUCGUCAUGUCAGGACGCGGCUUUAUUUUACCAGCGAGAGUCACGUACACUCCUUAUUGAGCAUUUUUCGCUAUGGAGGACUCUUGGAUGAGUCUAAAGAUCAGCAGUGGAAAAGAGCAAUGGAUUAUUUAAGUGCUGUGUCAGAGCUGAACUACAUGACACAAAUUGUUAUCAUGCUAUACGAAGACAACAAUAAGGACCCAUCUUCAGAAGAGAGAUUUCAUGUAGAGCUGCAUUUCAGUCCAGGAGUCAAAGGCUGUGAAGAAGAUGAAAAAGCUCCCUUGGGAUUUGGAUUUCGACCGGCUUCUGCUGAAAGUGAAGAUAAAAAGACAGACCCAGGUAGUCUGGAAGACUUGUCCAAGGUAAAGGGCGCAGAUGAUGUUGACAGAUCCAUACUGAUGUCACCACUUCCGUCUGAGCCAAUCGGCAUCCUUAGAAAGUCUCCCCUAACCCGUGCCAGGAAGACUGGGUCAAUGGAGGUGAUGAAUGCCAGUAACACAGGGAGUUUGGAAUUCAUGUCAAAUAAAGGGCGCCGGAGGAGAAAAUCGGGAGAACCCCAUCACUCCCCUUGCUCCAUCACUCUGCAGUCCAGAGCCAUGUCCAUCUCUAACCUGGCAUCAUGGCGACAGGUACUCUCCGAAACAUCCUCCAAGGUAGGAGGCUACCGUCUCUUCACUACAUAUCCUAGGCAUUCAUCAGAAAUGAAGCAAAGUGGUCUAGGAUCACAGUGCACUGGUCUGUUCAGCACCACAGUGCUGGGAGGCUCCUCCAGCGCUCCAAACCUACAGGACUACGCACGCAGCCACCGCAAAAAAAUCAGCGCCGCUGCCAGCUUGACUUACAAAGACGAACUGUUGUCUAUGCCAGCUGUAAAACGAUUUUCUGUGUCGUUUGCAAAGCAUCCGACUAAUGAAUGCCUGGAAGGCCACGAGGUCGCCCCGCUGCUGCGCCACUUUUCCUCUGACUACCCUCAGACUCGGAACAUCUGUCUGGAUGGGGCAAUGGCCCACCACCUGCACCAGUGCUCCUACCACCUGCGUCUCUUCAAGAACUGGCUGAUUUCGGGCCAGGACGAUUUGGAGUGCCUCUACGGUUUUGAGGGGUGUUCUAUGGUCCCCACUAUUUAUCCUCUGGAGACUCUCCACAAUUCUUUGUCUCUCCGACAAGUCAAUGAAUUCUUGUCUUCUGUAUGUAAACAGUUUGCUGAAACCCAUUCAAGAGGAUCUUCAGCUGGAUGUGACUCAAACCGCCACACACCUGGCGAUGCUUACCUGCCCCACAGAAUCCUCUCCUCUUCUUCACUUCCCCUGCGCCAUCGUUCAGAAAGGCCACCCUGGUACAGCAGUGGACCUUCUAGCACUGUGUCAAGUGCUGGUCCUUCAUCUCCAACUUCUAUAGAUCUCUCAUCACGUUUCAACUUUAGUGAUAAGACUUCACUAACUGAGGCGCAGAGAAGAAAGUUGAAUCUUGAUGACAACCUUCAGCCAACACAUAUACAAGGUGAAGAGACUUCCAGUAGUCAGGAGGUAUGCCACGACUUGCCUCCAGUAGAAGAACCAUCGAGUCUUGACUCCACCUACCUAGCACAGCAGCCUCUGUGUGAUGUGGCACCAACAUCACAACCAUGUAUGGAAGGAGAAGUGAUCAUUGGCAUAGAAGCACCAGGCAACCCCUCCUUGCCAUUUCCACAAUCAGGAAGUGAAACUACUGCAACAGAGAGCAUCAAUUUUGAAAUUCAGACACAUCAACAGUCAGUACUGGAUGAACAAAUGCUGAUAGAAUUAUCUUUACAUGGUCAAGAAACCUCAUUGUAGACCAUAGGUGAAAUAAUGAAAGGCUGAGCAGUUGUGGAUGGAUCCACUAACCACUUACAAACUCUCUGCCAGCAUAAACACUGGUUUGUGCCCAAGAUAACUGCCUGGGUAUUUACACUGUAGUAUUCAAAAGUUGAGUUCUAUUCCACCAACAUGUUAAACACAAUUCUCCAUCUGCAUCAAAGCCUACUGAACAUAUUUAUUCAUGGAUGGAGGAUUAUUUAAUCAUCACCAUAUAUGGUUUACCACCCUUUAUAUAAA